GGAGGAAUGGCGACGGUCGAGACGGAUUUGGAGGCCAGAGUAGACCUGAAUGUGACCAAACAGAAGCCGAACACAGGUUAGAAUCAAUUUCCUUCCAAUGGAGAGUCUGAAAAUGGAAACAGAGGUGACAGUGUCCUCCUCAGUGAGCGUGGUCUCCUCCUCUGCUACCCAGACUACCAUCUCUCAGGCCACCCUGGCAUCGAAGCAGAGAGACGGCCGAAAACCCACAGCCACGACUCCCCCCUUCCUCUCCAACCUGGGGAGGGCCACCCUGCGGGGGAUUCGCAAGUGUCCGCAGUGUGGCGUCUACAACGGCACCCGCGGGCUUAGCUGCAAGAACAAAGCCUGUGGGAUUUCCCUCAGAAAUGCUUCUACCAAGGCGGGCAGGAAAAGCAAGAAAUGUGGAGUGGAGGUGGUGAAAGUGAUAAUAGACAGUGAGGAGAGUGUCGGGAAAGAGGGUGCAGGAGGAGUCCUUGGUGGCGGCUCAGGUGGAGGAGUCCAGGUGUUUUCAGUGAGUCACAAAGGAAGAGGAGCCACAGCGACACAGCUGGGCUUUGUUGAACUCGUCCCCACGGAUACGGCUAUAGCUACAGGAGACGGUGCCACCCUGCUAACUCGCAUCAACCUGGGGCGCUGCUUCUUGCCCUCAUGCAGGCAGGGUCAAAGGUCAAAUCAGGGCGAGACAGAAUCAGUGGUGGCAGGUUCAAAACAGUCCUCCGACAGCCUCUGCGUCCACAUUAAACAAGCGAUUGAGUGUCAGAGUCGCGCAACACCGCUGACCUUAAAGAGCUCCGUGCUGGAGGGGCUGCAGGCCUCCAUUCAAGCCAAGGAGGAGCUGUGGAGGCUGGCCACGGAGUCUCCUGGCCCCCUGGUGCAGCGCGUGGCAAAAGACACCCUGGUGGUGAAGUGCCACACAGAUUCCCAGCAUCCUCUGGGGCUGCUGCAUCUCACUGUAGGAGCAGGGGGACUGUCGGAGGUUAAGAUCGAGGGGAAGGGCAGAGAGCAGCAGCACACGGUGUGUCACUGCGCCUGUCAGCUCAGCAGCAGGAGAGGUAAACCUGGUGCUGAUGGAGCAGGUGGAUCGUCCGCAAACUCUCUUCCUCCAGCUCCAAGCUCACAGCCCUGCCUUCACUUCUACGCCUGUGUGUGUGCCUUUGCAAGCGACGAGAAACUGGCAACAGAGUUUGCUGCUUUCAUCAACUACACCCCGAGUGGUGUGCAGCAGAACGCCACCAGUAGGCUCUUCAGUCUCAGUGAGAAGCCUCUGCAGCAGGUCGAACCCUUCAUCUCUCAUCACACAACAAAGAAGCUUCGCCUGGAUGAUUCUCUCUCUGCCCCCUCAGUGGCCUCUCUCUCUGGGUUGGGGAUGGAGGCAGUGUCAGCCCCCGGCCUGAGGAAAGCUGGUCAGAGGAAAGCCCCCGGUGCUGGGGGGCUGAAGGCUCCAGGCAGUACGCAGGCUGUGGAUGAGCGUACGCUGACCAUGGGCUUCCAGCAGUGGCUGGCCAGCGUCACAGAGAGGAUCCACCAGACCAUGCACUACCAGUUUGAUGGGAAACCUCAGCCUCUGGUGUACCACGUCCCCCAGGAGUUCUUCAACGCUCUGCAGCAUCGCCUGUCGCUGGGCUCCAAGAAGAGGAGGCUGCCCAACUUCACGACAGCGUUUGUGAGGAAUGAUGGACUUCCUCUCGGCUCUUCCUCCAAGUACACCUGGCACAUCACCAAUCUCAUGCAGGUCAAACGCAUCUUUGACACCUCAGAGCUGCCUCUGGCGCUCUCUCAGAGCUUUGUAAAAAACGCUGACAGCUCGUAUUCACGCUUUCACUGCCCUGAGCCUCCGCCUGAAACAGAACUACCAGAUGGAUUCAGAACAGAUCGGCCGCAGGCUAUACGACCGAUGGAGCUCCGAACCUUCCUCAAAGUUGGACCAGCGGAUCAGAAGGAUGCCUGUCCGUUUGUGAUCGAGUGGAUCCCUGACGUUUUGCCUCGCUGUCAGAUGGGGGAGCUCAGGAUCAGCUUCGAAUUUGGACACCAGCAGAGCGGCCAACCGGAGAUCUGUGACAAAACGAGUGUGGCAGAGAAAGGAGGUUCUAAUAAAUCCGACUCAACCCAACCCAAACUCACAAAGGCUGCUGAAAUCCUUCUGGUGGUUGUGUAGUGACAGUAAUCAGUGUCAAACCUGCAAUAAUCCAUUUAACUGCCUCUGGGUUUAAAGAUAUGGAUUAAUUAAGCAAUCACACACGAGAGGCCGUUCUUGAACGUCAUUCUCGGUCCGUACGCCUGUACUGGAGUACCAAUAAUGACGUUCAAGAACGGCCUCAAGUGUAUGAUUGCGAUUCUAUUACACAAACUAU
This is a messenger RNA of Notothenia coriiceps (black rockcod), 2351 nucleotides long. It is a transcript of the gene cunh2orf42, whose product is annotated as chromosome unknown C2orf42 homolog. Gene Ontology annotation, cellular component: nucleus. The transcript is spliced from 9 exons. The record is from RefSeq and is a predicted model, not a curated record. The coding region runs from base 98 to 2155 and encodes 685 amino acids. NCBI's taxonomy places the organism in Eukaryota, Metazoa, Chordata, Actinopteri, Perciformes, Nototheniidae.